ACUAAGCAUUACGGUCAUGUGGUCUGAGCAGCGGCUGAGUUGUAAUUGGCUCUCGAAUGCCACGUGACGUGGCAACAGCGGAAGAAGCGGAAUCUGGCGCAGCAAAAAGGGGACCAUGCAGAGCACCACAAACUACCUGUGGCUCAUCUCCGACCUGCUGGGUCAGGGCGCCACAGCCAACGUGUACCGUGGCAGACACAAGAAAACGGGCGAUCUGUACGCUGUAAAAGUGUUCAACAACCUGAGCUUCCUGCGCCCGCUGGACGUGCAGAUGAGGGAGUUUGAGGUUCUGAAGAAACUCAACCACAAGAACAUUGUCAAACUGUUCGCAGUGGAGGAGGAGUCCAACACGCGGCACAAGGUUCUGGUGAUGGAGUACUGUCCCUGCGGGAGUCUCUACACCGUCCUGGAGGAGUCGUCCAAUGCCUACGGGCUUCCCGAGGACGAGUUCCUCAUCGUCUUGCACGACGUCGUGGCAGGAAUGAACCACCUGAGGGAGUACGGCAUCGUGCACCGUGACAUUAAGCCGGGAAACAUCAUGCGUGUCAUCGGCGAGGACGGACGCUCCGUCUACAAGCUGACCGACUUUGGGGCGGCGCGGGAGCUGGAGGACGAUGAGCAGUUUGUGUCCCUGUACGGCACAGAGGAGUACCUGCAUCCCGACAUGUACGAGCGAGCCGUGCUGAGGAAGGACCACCAGAAGAAGUACGGCGCCACCGUGGACCUGUGGAGCAUCGGCGUCACCUUCUACCACGCCGCCACCGGCAGCCUGCCCUUCCGACCAUUCGAGGGCCCGCGCAGGAACCAGGAAGUCAUGUACAAGAUCAUCACGGAGAAGCCGUCGGGGACCAUUUCUGGACACCAGAAGUGCGAGAACGGGAAGAUCGAGUGGAGCACCGAGAUGCCCGUGUCCUGCAGCCUGUCCAAGGGCCUUCAGAGCCUGCUGACGCCCGUCCUGGCCAACAUCCUGGAAGCGGACCAGGAGAAGUGUUGGGGCUUCGACCAGUUCUUUGCCGAGACCAACGACAUCCUGCACCGCACUGUGGUCUUCGUCUUCAGCCUGCAGCAGGCCACGCUGCACCACGUCUACAUCCACGAAUACAACACGGCGGCGCUGUUCCAGGAGCUGCUGUCCCGCAGGACCAGCAUUCCGCUGCACAACCAGGAGCUCCUCUACGAGGGCCGCCGCCUCGUCUUGGACCCCAACCGCCAGGCCAAGACCUUCCCCAAGACCACCAGGGACAACCCAAUGAUGCUCGUCAGUCGAGAGUCCGUGGCCACCGUGGGACUCAUCUUUGAGGACCCGAGUCCUCCCAAAGUCCAGCCUCGCUACGACCUGGACCUGGACGCCAGCUACGCCAAGACCUUCGCAGGUGACGUGGGACACUUGUGGAAGACAUCCGAGUCUCUGCUGGUCUACCAAGAACUGGUCCGCAAAGGGGUCCGUGGUCUCAUAGAGCUGAUGAAGGAGGACUACAACGAGAUCCUCCACAAGAAGUCUGAGGUCUUCCGCCUGUCCAACCUUUGCACGCAGAACCUGGAGAAGACCGAGCAGCUGUUGGAGGUCCUCAUGCAAGCCAACGUGCUGACGUCUGAGUACGACGAGAUUGCCGACAUGCACAAGAAAGUUGUCAGAAUCUCCAGCUCUUUGGAGCCCAUCGAUCGGAGCACGCAGGACGUGAAGGCCAAGUUCCUGCCAGGAGGUCCACUGACUGAUGGAUGGACUCAACAAGUGGGCACGCACCCCCAAGACAGGAACGUGGAGAAGAUCAAAGUUCUGCUGGACGCCAUCACGGCCAUCUACCAACAGUUUAAGAAGGACAAAGCUGAGAGACGUCUUCCGUACAACGAGGAGCAGAUUCACAAAUUUGACAAACAGAAGUUGGUCCUUCACGCCAGCAAAGCGCGCUCGUUGUUCACGGAGGAGUGUGCCAUGAAGUACCGCCUCUUCAUCUCCAAGAGCGAGGAGUGGAUGAGGAAGGUUCACCACGUGAGGAAGCAGCUGCUCGGCCUGACGACUCAGCUGGUCGGCACGGAGAAGGAAGUGAGCGCGCUGAUGGAGCAAGCCGCCAAGCUGCAGGAGGCGCUUCCUCCCAAGGUUCUUCCUCUGCUGACUGCUGGCAACAAGCCUCAAGCCUACCUCAGCCAGAACACCCUGGUAGAGAUGACGCUCGGGAUGAAGAAGCUAAAGGAGGAGAUGGAGGGCGUGGUCAAAGAGCUGGCAGAGAACAACCACUUCCUGGAAAGAUUCGGAACGCUGACGUUGGACGGAGGCCUGCGAGGUUGAAAGAUGCCAAGGAGACGUUUUGUAAAUAAAUAAGAUCUGGUUGCCCAUGACGACCGAGCUCUGCCGCUGUUGCCAUGGCAACCUGAUACGACAGCAUCUUCUUCCAAGAUGGCGGCGCACGAACGUUCCUUUUAUGGAGACUGCAGUGCUUUAUUCUGAAGGGUUGCUGG
This is a messenger RNA of Dunckerocampus dactyliophorus (ringed pipefish), 2457 nucleotides long. It is a transcript of the gene tbk1, whose product is annotated as TANK-binding kinase 1. The transcript is spliced from 22 exons. Gene Ontology annotation, cellular component: cytoplasm. Gene Ontology annotation, biological process: peptidyl-serine phosphorylation. The coding region runs from base 116 to 2287 and encodes 723 amino acids. Lineage: Eukaryota; Metazoa; Chordata; Actinopteri; Syngnathiformes; Syngnathidae. The record is from RefSeq and is a predicted model, not a curated record. Gene Ontology annotation, molecular function: ATP binding; protein serine/threonine kinase activity; protein binding.